Messenger RNA from Varanus komodoensis (Komodo dragon), 2529 nucleotides. It is a transcript of the gene PTCD1, whose product is annotated as pentatricopeptide repeat domain 1. The record is from RefSeq and is a predicted model, not a curated record. Lineage: Eukaryota; Metazoa; Chordata; Lepidosauria; Squamata; Varanidae. Gene Ontology annotation, biological process: tRNA 3'-end processing. Gene Ontology annotation, molecular function: protein binding; tRNA binding. Gene Ontology annotation, cellular component: mitochondrial matrix. Bases 80 to 2278 code for a protein of 732 amino acids. The transcript is spliced from 9 exons.
GGGACGGAGACGGGUCGCGCGUGCAGGGAAUGCGGAUCGGAGAUGUUUGCCUGGUCCGGUGACAUACUUAAGUGACACCAUGACGGUUAUGCAGCUGAUAUUCCGACACUUACCUGGAGGAGCUUUCACCCUGAAAAGUUCCUUCUGUCCAAGCAUGUGUCCUGCUUGCAGGUUGUGGACACUUCCAAAGAAACACCUGAUAUGGUCCAGAAAUCCACCACGUCGGCUCAGAUCUCUCAGCUUGAGGCCUUUUAGCUCAUCCCCUGGAUCUUACAAGUUACACGCAGGAGAUGUUAAAGAAAUGCAGUCUGCCGUCUCCCCUGAAGCAGGCUGUGAAGAGCAAGAGAAAUCUGAUACGGAUGAAGACUUUGGGACAUUGUCUCAGAAAUUUUCUUCGAGGCAAUUUUUUCGUAAAACGAGAGAAAAUUUCUACAACUUAAAGCUCCAAAGCCUGGGGGAGAAGGAAGAGGAAGAGCCAGAACGAAAACCUUGGCAUGGUCGCAGGAACACUCCAUACUGGUACUUCUUGCAGUGCAAGGCAUUGAUUAAGGAAGAUAAGCUGGCAGAGGCCCUGAACCUCUUUGAGAUACAGAUGCUGAAAGAAGAGCGCCUACAGCCAGAAGAGAGCAACUACACAGUACUGAUUGGUGGCUGUGGCAGAGUUGGCUAUGUGAAGAAGGCCUUCAGGCUGUACAAUGAUAUGAAAAAGCGAGGCUUGAUUCCGACGGAGGCAACAUACACAGCCCUCUUCAAUGCCUGUGCAGAAUCCCCCUGGAAGGACUCAGGCCUACAGAGUGCACUAAAGCUAAGGGAGCAGCUGCAGAACAAAAAUGUGGAGCUGAAUCUCUUCACAUACCAUGCUCUUCUGAAAGUCUGUGCCCUCUGUUCAGAUCUCCGCAUGUGCUUUGAUGUACUUAAGGAAAUUGUCCAUAAAGGCCAUAUUGUCACUACGGAUACUUUCAACUUCCUUCUCAUGGGCUGCAUAAAAGACAAAGAGAAUGGGUUCCGAUACGCCUUGCAGGUUUGGCAGCAGAUGAUGAAACUGAACAUAAAACCUGACAGUUACUCCUACAACUUGAUGCUCAGUGCUGCCAGAGACUGCGGCAUUGGAGACCCUCUUCUGGCUUCCGAUUUGUUGCUAAGUCCAUCAGAGGAAAGCCCAGCAACCCUGAGGCUGACGGGUGGUGGACAGCGCCAGAAAGUGAAGGGUCAGAAAGGGAAAAAACCAGGCAGUGGAGCUGCAGUGCAGUUAAAUGUGGAAAUACUGGAGAAACGCAUGUUUCCAGACAUUAGCAAAGAAACUGAGGAGCAAAGCAAGAGUGUGAGCAAGGACUGUAUGAAGGACAACGCAGAUGGUCUCUCUAAUUCAUCCAAUUCUGUUACGACCAAGGAACUGGUGAUCUCUGAUGGAAGCCAGUUGGCUCCGGAUUCUACACAACUGGCACAUCUGUCUGAGACCAGCUGCCACUUCCCCAACUUGCUGGACUUGGGCCCCGCAAACAAAAACGUGAUUUCCUUAGGAAGUGUGGCAACACCCUCCGAUCGAUUAGCUUUGAUGGGGAACAUGGAAGGUUUCCUAAAGAAAAUGAAAGACGACGACGUGACGGCUAAUAUCAAAACAUUCACGCUACUAGCCGAGUUGGUGGAAUCCAACAGUCCAUCAGAAUCUUCCAUAUUGACUGCAAUGGAGGAGAAUAGUGUGAAGCCGGAUAUCACUUUUUUUAAUACCUUGCUGAGGAAGAAGAGCAAGCAAGCCGAUCUGGAGGGAGCAAAGAGCUUGCUGCCCAUCCUGCUGAAGAAAGGACUCUCGCCCAAUCUACAGACCUUCUGUAACUUGGCAAUAGCCUGCCAUAAAAGUGACGAUGGAUUGCAGUUACUCUCAGACAUGAAGCAAUCUGGCCUGACUCCCAAUGUACACAUCUACAGCGCCCUCAUCAAUGCAGGCGUGAAGAAACUCAAUUAUGCCUACCUUAUAGAGAUCCUAAAGGAGAUGAGAAACACUCAGGUUCCGCCAAAUGAGGUGGUCCUACGCCAGCUGGAAUUUGCAGCCCAGUAUCCACCUAACUUUGAUAGGUACAAAACAAAGGACCGCUACCUGGAGAAAAUAGACGGUUUCCGAGCCUACUACUUCCGCUGGCUGAAGUGGAUGGCGGCAGAAGAAACCCCACACCCUUGGGCAAAAUAUAGAACUCCGAAGCAGCCACAGAAUGAGGAUAACACAGAAGAUGCACGAAAUCGCAUUAACAUGGGACAGAAACUAAACACUGACACUCCAUAGUGAUGCCUGUACUACCCCAAGAAAGCAUUGUCUUUUUACGUAAACGUUAUUGUUCAAAUCGGCACUAGAAUUCUUAAAGAGUGUAAAUCCUGUAAAAAUAGCCAAGAAGAUAGAUGAAGAUUAAUGAGGCUGACUCCCAGGUAAGCGUAUAUAGGAUUGCUGCUUAGAACUGGAACUGUACAUAUAGCAAUAUGAACCAUUAUAAUCAGAUUUCUUAAAAUGAAUAAACUAAUCUAACCUCAUAGACUCUA